Messenger RNA from Xylaria bambusicola, 1751 nucleotides. Its product is annotated as MFS general substrate transporter. The transcript is spliced from 4 exons. Gene Ontology annotation, cellular component: membrane. Gene Ontology annotation, molecular function: transmembrane transporter activity. Bases 1 to 1578 code for a protein of 525 amino acids. Gene Ontology annotation, biological process: transmembrane transport. The record is from RefSeq and is a predicted model, not a curated record. Lineage: Eukaryota; Fungi; Ascomycota; Sordariomycetes; Xylariales; Xylariaceae.
AUGGCGACGCAGACGGCCAUUGAGUUGGAAACACCACAGCCCGUGACCGUUCACGAGGUCACUUCACCAGUCGUUAGAGAUGGCCACUCGCAAGUACAGGAGCCGAACCGAAUAGAGAACCCCGCCUUCUCAAAAGCCCGGACUGUAAUCGUCGUGAUUCACCUCCUAGGAUUGUCUCUAUUCAGCAGCUUUAGCAACGGGAUCAUCGUGGUAGGUCUCCCGGCUAUCACCGAAACACUGAAACUAAGCGAGGCUCUCUUGCUCUGGCCUGCUUCCGUGUUCUAUCUCACUGCGGGAUCGACACUCCUCUUGGCCGGAUCGGUAGCCGACGCUGCGGGCCCGAAAUCCGUCAAUAUGGCGGGCGCUGCGCUAGGCGCUGCGUUUACGCUAGGCUGCGGCCUGGCACAGAGCGGAGGCGAGCUGAUUGCUUUUCGCGCCCUGCAAGGCAUAGCGAAUGCCAUUAUCGUGCCGUCGUCAAUCUCUAUCAUCUCGACGAACGUGAAGGAUGGUCGGCCACGGAACCUAGGUUUUGCAUGUCUGGGCCUUGCUGCUCCGGUUGGUUUCUCGCUUGGACUGGUACUAGGAGGCGUGUUCAUCGACGGCAUUGGUUGGCGGCCGGCGUUUUACUUCGUCGGGACAUCCACCGGUGCCUUAUUCCUCGGUGGGUUUUGGGCGUUACCGCGGGACCGUCCUCGAUCUGCGCAUUCCAUUUGGACGCGGCUCGUUACUGAGAUUGAUUGGAUUGGCGCGGUAGUGGCUACUACGGGACUUGCAACGUUCUCGUAUAUCUUUGCGAUGUUAUCGGCUGAUAUCAGCAACAUUCACAACGCAUCGAGCAUAUCUCUUCUGACCAUCAGCAUCACAACAAUCCCAGCUUUCAUCGGAUGGAUGCACUACAGGGCAAAACGAAACCGUACGGCGCUGAUGCCGAAUACACUUUGGAAAAGCCUCGUCUUCACUAGUAGCUGCAUCAUGGUCCUAUUUGCUACCUCUGUCACCAAUUGCAUGGAACUAUACAGCAGUUUGUUUUUUCAGGAGGUUCAGAGCACCUCGGCGCUUGGAGCAUCGCUGAGAAUUCUCCCCUCUCUCAUCGCAGGCGCCCUUAUCAAUCUUUUCACCGGCCUUUUUGUGAACCGGAUUCCGGUCAUGUGGUCUGUUCUGGCGACGGCGGUGUUGAGCGCAGUAGCGCCACUUCUCAUGGCUGUUAUCGGCCCUGCCCAGUCGUAUUGGCACGGCGCUCUCUUCGCACAGAUUCUUGCUCCACUGAGCUGCGAUGUUCUUUUCACCGUUGGGCUGCUCGUCAUCUCGGACGUGUUCCCACCACACAUGCAGGCCCUGAGCGGUGCCGUGUUCAACACAUGCGCUCAACUCGGUACUGCGAUUGGCUUGAGCGUCACGUCCAUCAUUUCAAGGGCCAUCGCUCAUGGUUCUGGUUACGCAGAUGUCGAUUCACCGGGGGCCUUGUUGGCGGGCUAUAGAGCUGUCUUUUGGACCUUGUUUGCUUGGAUGAUCCUCGUCGCUCUUGUCACCGUACCUGGCUUGUGGAAAGUCGGGCAUGUUGGCCUGAAGCGAGAUUAAUGGGCUGCUUCUCGGAGGAGGGAAGCAGGGCUGACGAUGUCACAGUAGAGGCGCGUUCAUGAAAAUUGGAGUACUCUAUUUGUUGCGACAAGGCGAGGCAGCCGGGGAGCAUUGAAUCACCAGACACGACCCAGAUCUAUUCGUAGUUGGAUUGAAUGUAAUUAUUCGUAGGC